GUUGGGCUGUUUUCUAUGUCGUUUGGAAGCCCAGUCUUAAGUCUUUUUUCAUUCUUUACCUCAUAAACCUUCAAUUACGGCUCUUCUGGGCAAAACGUCUAAUCAGUUCAUCUGACUGAAGACGGGUGUACGGAUAAAAUCGUUCUCCGAAGCUCGAGUUGACGGUAGAGUUAUGCUCUUUCUCCUGACUGUACCGAUGCCGCUCGUUUGGAGCUUUUAAAGUCGAAGCAGCGGCGUGUGGAGCGCGAGCCAGAUGCUGCCAGGCGCGCGACUGCAGCCACGCGAGAGCGCGUAAAGCGAAGAAGAGAAAGGUCAACUCGGUGUCAUGUCCUGACCUGACAUGAACCCAAAUGCUCUUUGAGUCAGCAUCUUAAGUGUGGCAACAGUAAACAGCUGUUCCUAAAGACUCUGGAGGGCUUUAUACUCCACCGUCUUGAACACAAUCCAGUUAAAGAAUGAGGAACAAAUAUGCUAUCCUGGUCAUCUGUAUUGUGGCACUCGUUAUCAUUGAAAAGGAAAACAAUAUCAUAUCGAGGGUCUCUGAAAAGCUCACACUCAAGCAGACAACACAGACUGCAGAGCCUCCAUCAUUCUACAAUGGCUCCAGCGCACCUGUUGUCAUGGACUAUGAUGGUGAAAUGAGUGAAGAGAAUGCCACGUGGCUUUUAGAGCCCGAUCAGGGUGGUCAUAAGCACAUCCUCUUGUUGGCCGCCACACGUACUGGCUCUUCCUUUGUGGGUGAGUUCUUCAACCAGUUGGGGUCCAAUAUGUUCUACCUCUUCGAGCCACUAUGGCAUGUUGAGAGGAUGCUGUCACAGGACAUGGACAUCCCUAAUGCCACAGUUUCAUCUUUGGCCUACAGGGAUGUGCUGCUGAGCCUCUUUUUGUGUGAUUUCACUUUGCUGGAGCGCUUCAUCAGCCCAUCUCCACAGGAGCACAUAACCCCAGCCCUGUUCCGCAGAGAGUCCAGCAUGGCCCUGUGUGAGGAGCAAGUCUGCACACCAGUUGUAAAGGAUGUGUUUGAGAGAUAUCACUGCAAAACACGUCGUUGUGGACCUCUCAACCUGACCUUAGCCACUAUGGCCUGCUUUAGUAAGAAAUACAGAGCAAUCAAAUCAGUAAGGGUCCGGCAGCUGGAGACACUUCGCUUACUAGUAGAAGACCCCAGACUGGACAUCAAGGUCAUACAGUUGGUAAGAGACCCACGUGCUAUUCUGGCCUCUAGGAUGGUUGCCUUCUCUAGUAAGUACCAAACCUGGAAGAGCUGGGCAAUAAAUGGAGAGGUGCCCAUAGAAGAUGAAGAGGUGAAACGACUCCAAGGGAACUGUCAUCAAAUCCGCAUGUCUGCCGAGCUCGGCCUGAGCCGACCGGACUGGUUAGAGAAUCGCUACAUGCUAGUGCGCUAUGAAGACAUUGCCAGGUAUCCCAUGCAGAAAGCAGCUGAGAUGUACAGGUUCACUGGGAUUCCCUUCACAUCGCAGGCCAGGGAGUGGAUCCUUAAGAACACACAUGCAUCUGAGAUUACCAGUGGAGUAUACUCUACGCAGAAGAACUCUUCUGAACAAGUGGAAAAGUGGCGCUUCAGUAUACCUUUCAACUUGGUACAAGUUGUACAAGACGUUUGUGGACCAACAAUGGAACUGUUUGGUUAUAAGUUUGCUGAUAGUGAACAGACACUGGUUAAUAAGUCUGUUAGCUUGCUUGAAGAAAAACAGUUUACUUUUUCAUAAGUAAAUUGUUUCUUGUUCUGUUUGAGGUACUAAAAGCUAAGACAGACACAAGCAGAUAUGUAGCAAACUGGAACACAGGUGUUACUGUGGUGCCUUCAGCUCUCAAUGUGUGGUUAAGCUUUAAUCAGACAAAGAGUCUAAUUGAGAUAAUGAAUGAUUUCAGUGUAUUUGCUGCUUGUAUUUAAAAGUGUUUAUAAUUGUUUCAGUGUGUGUGUGUUUGUGUGAAAGUGAGUAGCAUAUUAAUUUCUUGCUGUUAGUUGUACAACUCUAAACUGUGACUCUAGACAUUUAGUCGAUGUCAGUAAAGGUUCUCGAUAAAGAACUGCAUGACUAAACUUGAAGUGUUCAUAUUUUUGUCUUAGUGAGCUGUAUGUUUUUACUAUGGGCAAAAUCUUAGAUUUAGAAGUCAAUGCUUUUGAAACAGUAUACAUUUUUAACAGUAUACAUGACCUCAGCAUAUAUUGCUCUGGGAAAGGUAGCAAGAAAAAAGCCAAAGAAUGAGAUGGACUUUUGCACAUGCAAACAAAUGGAUUUCAAUGUUUUUCAGUGCCUUUUGUUGUUUCUGUACAUUGAACUCGAAUUGACAAGAAAUAGUUCAGAAUCGGUGGGUGAUAUUUAAUCAGUUAAUUGAAGUGAGUGCCACUAAAAGGGAUCAUUUUAUUUUGCACCAAAAAUCAAGUGUCUGUGUUCUACUGCUGCAAAGGGUCAUGUAAAAAUACUCAAGGAUUAAAGAGAAAAUCUGAGGAGAUUCUGAUAAAGAACUGUUGUAGACAGAGUAAACUCUAGCAACAGAAUAUGAUAACUUCAUAGAUUUUAUAGCUUAAGAUGCUGGAGUCAUCACAGAAAUAUUCAUCAGACAGAGAUUAAGUUAAUUGGCAAAAUUCUAGGGCUCUUAUUAAAAAGGGAAAAGAGUAACUGAUAUUGUGGAUUUGUGAUGUGCAAAAUGUUACGGAUAGCUUUUUAAACUGCUUGACAGUAAGCUGAAAUCUCAGUUGUCUACAUACAAAUCCAUAUUCUUCAAAGUAAUUCUCCUUGCAGAUUCACUUAUGUUAAACAAGCACUUCAAUACCCAACAAAAAAGAAAACAGUUGCUGCUUUUAAAAAAGAACAUAUUUAUGAAAACUGGGCAUUAAGAAUGAUUAAAACAUGGCUGUUCUGGCAACUGUGGUGGUCUCCAUCCAGUCUAGCUUAUAUUAUGAAAUGUUUAACUACGGCAGUGAUACCCACUCAGUGUAACAUUAGCUUAUUUACCUUACUUUUAAACAAGACCUCAUUUCAUGAGAGGGAUAUUUGCAAACUGCAGCCAGUGAAACAGCAUGUUUCACCAAGCAGAAGAGCUCAGCAGGACCAACAUGGUCAACAUACCAUCACAGUAGCUAUCGCAGUUGAUACUGUUAACAAAUUCUGACAAAAUUUGAUUUUAUGCUAGUAAAUUAAUGUGUGUCCAUCCAAACAGGUUUAAAUAAAUAAAUAAGUAAAUAAGCACAGUCCACAUGCUGUGCUUUUUUUUGUAGC
Molecule: messenger RNA, 3245 nt
Organism: Pygocentrus nattereri (red-bellied piranha)
Lineage: Eukaryota; Metazoa; Chordata; Actinopteri; Characiformes; Serrasalmidae
Gene: chst3a
Product: carbohydrate (chondroitin 6) sulfotransferase 3a
Exons: 3
Coding region: 456-1730 (424 amino acids)
Biological process (GO): carbohydrate metabolic process; N-acetylglucosamine metabolic process
Cellular component (GO): Golgi membrane
Molecular function (GO): chondroitin 6-sulfotransferase activity; N-acetylglucosamine 6-O-sulfotransferase activity
Source: RefSeq, a predicted model, not a curated record